AUGCUUGAAUUUGUAUUAAUCUCUAUAGAUUUAAAAGAUCCAAAAAUUUUGGAACAAAAUGCACCAAAUGAAAAAAGAACAUUGGAUACACAAUUGCAUGAUUCAAAUGACCCAAACGUUAAAGUGCCUACUAAAACAGGAUUAUUAAAGAUUCCGAAGACUUUUUACACUCCAUUUAAAGAUUCUCAAUUAUACUCUCCAUAUGAUCUUUCAUUUGAAAAGAAUUUAGCAUAUCGCUAUUCCCUUAAUAAUGUUAAAGAAGAUACAUGGAAACGGCUCUGUAUCAGUCCUCUUAAACAAUAUAAAAGUUUUAAUGUUUUAUCGGAGUUUAUUACAGAAAUGGGGAGAAUUCUACCAAGAGAUGAAACGGGAUGUAGUGCAAAACAUCAACGACAACUUGCUAAAGCAAUUCGUCGAUGCCGUGGAAUUGGUCUUUUAUCAACUACUCAAAGGCAUCCAACUUAUUUAGAGAGUAAAAGAAAGUAUUAUAUGAACAAAAAAGGAGCCAUAGAAGAAGCGUAA
This is a messenger RNA of Pneumocystis murina B123, 522 nucleotides long. RefSeq names its product ribosomal protein S18. Bases 1 to 522 code for a protein of 173 amino acids. The record is from RefSeq and is a predicted model, not a curated record. Gene Ontology annotation, biological process: mitochondrial translation. Gene Ontology annotation, cellular component: ribosome; mitochondrial small ribosomal subunit. Gene Ontology annotation, molecular function: structural constituent of ribosome; small ribosomal subunit rRNA binding. Lineage: Eukaryota; Fungi; Ascomycota; Pneumocystomycetes; Pneumocystales; Pneumocystaceae. The transcript has 3 exons.